CAGCUAGAAACUCCAUUCAAAUCUUAAAAUGUUCCACAUCUUUCAUACAUUUGGGGUAUUAUUCAACUGUUAAAUCUGUAUUCAAGUUUCUUUGAAGUUAAUGGGUUUUUUUUUUAAUGUUCCACAUCUUUCGAACAACAUUGUAAUGAACAUAUUUAUUUACUAGGCAUAGGAAUUACACCCUCUGAGUAAUGGCCUGGAGUUUGAGUGGUGCCUCUCAGCUUACUCUCUAUUAAAUGAACUGGCAGCAGUUGGUAUAUUCUUAACUGAUGUGACUGUGCAUUCACUCACAGUAGGAAAUCCCAGCUCUCUAAUCAUCAUGGACCUUUAAACCAUUAAAUUAUUUUAAUACACUUAUAGGUAGAUGUGUGUCCCAGCACACACACACACUAUGGGUUUAUGUAUAAUAUUCAUACACACAGUCUAAGCUACAACAGUUGCCAUCAAACAGCAUACAGCCUGUAUGUAGCAUUACCAUUCCUGUAGUUUUAGCUAACGUUAGCAAUGAUGCUAACAGCCGUAGAGUCGCAAAUGCUAACUUUAGCUAUGUUAACUGACAUUAAAAAAAGGGUUUAACGUUCCCCCCACUACAUAAGAAAUGUUGUUUUGUUCACUCUCUCACUCAGUUACCCUAACAUCACUGCAAAGCUGGAAAAUGUAAAGAGCUAACGUUAGUCCUCAUAUCCUUGUGUCUGUCGGUUUCACUAGCUGUUGGCCAGCCUUCAGCCAGGCAAGACAGGCUACUAAGACCACAUUCAGACUUCAGAAUUCCCAUGAACCAAACAAAAUAAGAGACCAGAGUGGGAGUGAAACAGUGCAGCUUCAGUGCCGAGGAAUGGAGAGAAUGGCACUUCUUUGCCCACUACUUCCUACUGCUGUGUUCCACGUCUCGCACUCUUUGACUUCUUUAAUAAACUCAGUGUGUCAACAACAGAGACAGAGCUUCAAACAGCAGAAUGAGUGUUUUUGACCGUCUGGCACCUUUGAUCCCUCAAGUAGCUGCAUCCUCCAAACAAACAACGGAACAUCCAUCGGUCUGCUUGUCACCUCCUCUCUCCCUCUCUUCUCCUGUCAUCAAGAAGAAACCCAUUCAAAUCCCAUCAUUUGACGAGAAGGGAUUCAUCUAUGAAAACACAAAACAGACAAACACUGACAGAUCGUUUGUUCCAGUUUCACAGAGGAACCAUGGAGAAAGAGCUUCAACCCUCCCAAGAACCAAGCCCAAAACAUAUAGCUCUCCAACUCUCUCUGCAAAGCCCAGCAUCUCCAUUUUUCCUGCUCCAAAGCCAAAUUCCUCUCCCACUCUCUCCACUCUGAAACCAAAGCCAAGUGCUUCCCUUCAUCUCCCCGCCUCACAGUUGAGUGAUCCUUCUCCAUUACUGCACCAGCCUCAGCCGAAGCCAAGUGUUUCUCCAACUCUGACUGUCCCAACACCCAGACUGAGUCCAUCUCCAACCUCCCUGUGCCGAGGGAUGAGUUUGGAUAGCGGAGGAGGCAAGCAGCCUUCUCCUGUUGCUAAAGAAAGACGUGCUAGAUCAAUUACCAUAUCGAACACUAAAGUUGAGUCCAGCAAACAGAGGCCUUCAAAUGAGGCAAAGCAUGACAUUCUUGACCAAGAAGCUUUACUGGACUUUACUCAUCCUGCGUUGAGAAGAGCUUGUCCCAUGACGUGCAGAGAGAUGCAGUCUCGACAUCAGACUUACUCUGAGUCCCAGAGACAGGUGGCCACAUCUCUGAAUUCCUGCUUAUCGCAAGGCAAAGUUGGUUUAAGUAAAAAAGAAAAUACAGCAAAAGAUAAACCAAAGCCUCCGCCUAGGAAUAUAGACAUUACUGCAAUCCCUCAACUAAAGCCAAACAUCAAACAGCAGCAGGAGUUUCUGCCAAGUGGAGCGACAGGUACACAAACAUCUCUUUCAGAAUCUAAAGGGAUUCAGUUUGCUAAUGUUGUUCAGAGAGAAGCUCAGUCGGCUUUUGAUGGACUGGCUACUCACAGGAAAUGUAUAGACUACCCUCAGAGUAGGAAGUACACUCAAACUGCAGAGCCUCUCUUGAAUCAGUCAACUGUCUCACCCAAUAUUGAGACCAGGAGACGACGGUUUGGCUUCAACAAUGAAACUAAAAUUCUGGUCAAAGGCCAGGAGUCAAAUCACCCAGAUGGACGUGAAGAGUGGAGUAAGUCAGUCAGACUGUGUUUUAAAGGAUCACAGCUGCCAGUCAAGAGACAUCGAUCGGAAAAUGGAGGCUCCUCAGUGUGCACAAAGAAUAAAUCGACUUAA
Molecule: messenger RNA, 2276 nt
Organism: Siniperca chuatsi (mandarin fish)
Lineage: Eukaryota; Metazoa; Chordata; Actinopteri; Centrarchiformes; Sinipercidae
Product: proline-rich receptor-like protein kinase PERK10
Exons: 5
Coding region: 957-2276 (439 amino acids)
Source: RefSeq, a predicted model, not a curated record